Messenger RNA from Paraphaeosphaeria sporulosa, 814 nucleotides. RefSeq lists its product as uncharacterized. The record is from RefSeq and is a predicted model, not a curated record. Bases 135 to 686 code for a protein of 183 amino acids. The transcript is spliced from 3 exons. NCBI's taxonomy places the organism in Eukaryota, Fungi, Ascomycota, Dothideomycetes, Pleosporales, Didymosphaeriaceae.
CUCCAAUACCUCAGGACUCUGAAACACAAUACACUCAUCAUCUCACUGACCUUCAGCACUAACUUCUACGAUAUACGUGCAAAAGCCCGAGCAGAGGAAUUCAGUCGAUUGACCUACGAACUACCACUGGUCGUAUGCCAGCAAUAAUGGCACCAUCACCACACCUCAGCAUAAAGACCAGCAGCACCACUUCCCAAGCAGCAUCCCGUCGUGGAGCGCGCCAAGUGAAGCAACAUGUUGAGCUCUACGAAGAGGAAGUCACCAAUGACCACAACGCUGCUAACGACCUCGACAUGGACAAUGCUGAAGCUGAAGAUCUCACCGGCGACACCCUGACCGAACCCUCUCAAGAAGCGUCCCAACCUAACCCAGUGCAGCAACUUUUGAGGGACAUGCAAGCCGAUCAACACAAGCGCAACGAGCACCGCAAAAGAAUCGUCUACAAAGCGUACAAGGAUGCCCACGCCAGCACGCAGGACGCCAUCACCUCGCACUUCGACGAGCACGAAGCGAGCGCCGCUGGAGCCCACGAGGCGCAGAUGGCCCGCUUGAAGGAGCUGCUUAGAUUGAAGGCCGAGAUCGAGAGGGAGAUGGCGGAGAAGCUGGGCAAGCUGCGCGGGGACUAUCUGUACCACUCCAAGGCGAUGGAACAGGUUAUUGAGCAUCGCAUGAAUCAGCUGAAGUGAGGAGGGCAGGGAGCCCCGGGAGAUGGGGAGUGACGGAAGGAGCACAUUCUAAUGGGGACAUCAUCUACUUUCAUGCCAUAUAGUACCGGCAUGUAAUCACCGAGACUAUUAUCGGUGUCCACGCGAAG